Molecule: messenger RNA, 1517 nt
Organism: Raphanus sativus (radish)
Lineage: Eukaryota; Viridiplantae; Streptophyta; Magnoliopsida; Brassicales; Brassicaceae
Product: putative F-box/LRR-repeat protein At3g18150
Molecular function (GO): protein binding
Source: RefSeq, a predicted model, not a curated record
AUAUAAACUGUGCCUUAAGAAUAAUGUCGCAAAUAACGAUGGCCGAGGACAGGCAGAUCAAAAGAGCUGUAGACAGGAUCAGCAAUUUACCAGAUGUGAUCCUCCACCACAUACUCUGCUUUGCUUCGACCAAAUUAGCCAUCAGUACUUCCCUCUUGUCUAGACGAUGGAGACAUGUGUGGUGCGAUAUACCUUCCAUCUCCUUAGAUGUCUAUUAUCUGAAGACUGCCGCUUCUGUUAACCAAACCCUAACUCGAUAUACAGCUCCCAAGACCACAAAAUUUCACCUCAAAAGCACCAGGAGGGAGAACAUUCCCCAUAUCGACCGGUGGAUCAAGUGCGCUAUGUCACACAACGUUGAGAAUCUUACCCUGGAUUUCUGGAGUCCUUGUAGUAAUAGGCGUACACGGCUUCCUGAUUUCUUCUACAACAGUUCCUCUGUCAAGAAACUCAGCCUUUCGUUAAGCUACUCUCAUACGAUUGUUCCCGAGUGCACUGUGUCUUGGACAUCCUUACAGAAGUUAUCUUUGAGUUCUUGUACUCUCUUUGAUGAAUCCAUGGCUAAUAUUCUAUCCGGUUGUCCGUUUCUUGAAAACUUAACGUUGUAUCACUGCGAUGAACUAAAGAUUCUUGAUCUCCGCAAAUCAAAACGUCUGAGAACAUUACAAAUAGAACGUAACGUGUGGGUGCCGGGGCCAACGCAGAUUAUGGCACCACACAUCCAUUGUCUCAGAUUGUUAAACUCGCAAUUAUCAUGCAAUUUUGUUGAUGUCGCUUCUUUAACCGAAGCUGAACUGGACAUUUGUUAUAUCCCAAUGUUCCCUAACUUAAAGGCUGAUUUUCUCCAAGCCAUGGUGCUAAAGAUGCUAGAAAAGUUGCAGAACGCAGAGAAGCUUACGUUUGGGGGAAACGUUAUUCAGAUUUUAUCUCUUGCUGAGAUUCGUGGUGUUUCUUUCCCCAUGCUCAAGGUCAAAGCAUUGACUCUUCAUACAGAAAUCUCUCAGUAUGUCAUUCCUGGUAUGGAAAGGUUGUUACAAAACUCACCUGAUUUAGAGAAGCUAAUAGUACGUGGAAGGGUUGAAAACUCUAUGCCGGGAGAGCAUCUUGACCAAUACCUGAAACUACUGUCCUUGAGUCCGGAUCAGUGCUGGAGAUCAAAAGAUGGUGCCUCUUGGAACAAGCACCUUGGGGAUUUAACAUCUGCGCAUAUGGCUUCAUUAGUGAAACUUAUGCUUAAAAAUACAAAGAAACUAGACAAAAUUGUCGUACUCUUGGACGAACAUUUCCUUGAGUUUGAAAUUGAAGACGUGGUGGUUCCAAAACUUUCUCACGACAACAAUGUCACCAUUGUGCUCUCAUCCAACAAGCUGAUGACAUCAGAUGAGUUGUUUGAUGAAUCAUAGGCUUUGAAGUUUUGAGUUUUAUUGAACGUUUGCUUUUACUUUCUCUGUUUCUAAUAACUGGAGUACUUUAUUUAAUAUUGUAGAAAAAGAUUUUGGUUUGAUCACAAAAAAAAA